This is a messenger RNA of Hemicordylus capensis (graceful crag lizard), 1222 nucleotides long. Its product is annotated as bactericidal permeability-increasing protein-like. Lineage: Eukaryota; Metazoa; Chordata; Lepidosauria; Squamata; Cordylidae. The transcript is spliced from 10 exons. The coding region runs from base 65 to 814 and encodes 249 amino acids. Gene Ontology annotation, molecular function: lipid binding. The record is from RefSeq and is a predicted model, not a curated record.
UGUAAUUGAAACUGUGCUGAAUUUGCUUCAAGGUUCACUCUCGUCACAUGUAGGCCAAGGAACGAUGGAGCUCUCUGCCGAUGCCUUCUCUCUUCACAGUGGCGUCAUGGAACUUGGCUAUCAAGCUGAAAUGCAUCUCCCUGGAGGGCAAAACUUCAAGGUCCCCCUUGUCUCCACCCCACUUCCUCAUGCACCACUGAAUGGGUCCCCCAUGAACAUGCUCCUGAGUGGAAACUUACUCAAUGUUCUGCUCCUGGCCCUGGUGCCUCCCCAGGCCUUCACCGUUCCCAAAAAGGAGCUCAACCGGUGGAGCCAAGCGGGUGCCUUCCGCUUUGUGAUACCCCAGGCUUCCAACGCACAGAUGAUGCAGAUUGCACACCGGGUUCUAUUGCUCUUGAUAGAACCAGGAAAGGUCCAGGUGCAGCAGAAUAUAGAGAUGAGGCUCUACGGCGAUCAUCCCAGGGGUGCCUACCAAGUCCUCCUUGCCAUCCGUGCCAGUGUCAAUUCGGUGGCUGGUGUUUCUGCCGACAAUGGGAGACUGAAACUCACUCUGGGCCUUCAAGGAAUUAGCAACAUCUCUGUGAUAAGGUCAUCCAUUCGAAAUGUUGAUGCUGAGCAUCUGACUGGCAUAAUCAGACAGCUGGUGUCCACCUUGCUUCUACCACGCCAGAACCAGCUGCUCGCUGAGGGGAUGCCUCUACCACUGGUGGGGAACCUUGGAGUCCAUCAUCUCGGUGUUGCUCCUGGCCAUAAUGUCCUCAAGCUCUUCAUUCCACCCAGCUUGAGGUCUGCCCAGGCCCCUGUGGCUGUCUGACUGUGGGAAGCGACUUUCUGACCCGGUGGAGAGGAGCUGACCUGUGCGAGGUGGACUUUGCUGCUGCUGCUGCUUCCCUCCCCACCUCCCACGCUGGGAUCACUUGAUUGUUUCAGUGCCUCGACUUUGACCCUGCAAACUCUGGAACGUUCACUCCCUUUGAUUCUCUGCACAAGGAGUGAAGAGCACGUGCAGAUCCUUUGUGAUCCCAGAUCCUGAAUGUCCAGAGCGGAAAUUAUCAAGGCUGAGAGGCUGGGCUUGGGUGAAUUUGAAAAUCCCCUCAGCCAGGAUUCACCUCCUGCUUGCUCUGAAUGUGGCCAUGCACCAAGAUUCUUGUGCAUAAAGACUGGCUUUCACUGUGGACUGUCUUUUGCUUGUUUCUCAAAUGUUCUGCUUGCUUCUCUUACA